This is a messenger RNA of Oncorhynchus masou masou (cherry salmon), 2396 nucleotides long. RefSeq names its product epsilon-sarcoglycan-like. NCBI's taxonomy places the organism in Eukaryota, Metazoa, Chordata, Actinopteri, Salmoniformes, Salmonidae. The transcript is spliced from 12 exons. Gene Ontology annotation, molecular function: calcium ion binding. Gene Ontology annotation, cellular component: membrane; sarcoglycan complex. The coding region runs from base 383 to 1702 and encodes 439 amino acids. The record is from RefSeq and is a predicted model, not a curated record.
UGGUGUGGAUGGAGGGGUUAUGUUGGUCACGCAAGGUCAAUUUAACAUGCGCAUACUUUUGAAAGAAAGGAACAGAGCGAGAGAAAAAGAGAGAGAGUUUGUUAAUUUAUUAGAUUAUCUAAAUUAAAAUAGUGAUGAUGUUUACAAUUGGUGAAAUUGCAUCACUCCCGUUUUUAUGAUAGGCGUUAUGAUACCCAUUUGAUAGAGUGCGGGAAUGAUAUUUUCCAGCUUCUGCGCCAGAUGUACCGACCAAUGAAAGCGCAAGCGUUCGAAUGAGGAGGCGGAGGCUGGAGUUUCAUGGAUGCUUGUUAUGUCUGUCAAACCACUAGCGAUUAGAAAAAUAAGGAUUUUCAUAUAAAAAAUAACCAUUCGCAAAUGCAAUAUGGAUACUGCGGUUGUUGUCGUAUGGCUUUCUAUGGUGGUUACCAUCCUGUCGAGGUCGCACGCCGACCGGAACGUCUACCCGUCUGCAGGCGUGCUGUUUGUCCACGUACUGGAGAGAGAACACUUCAAAGGAGAGUUUCCCCCCUAUCCCAAACCUGGGGAUUCCAGCAACGACCCCAUCACCUUCAACACCAACCUGAUGGGCUACCCUGACCGGCCAGGCUGGCUGCGGUACAUCCAGAGAACCUCACACAGCGAUGGGGUGCUCUACGGAUCCCCCACUGCAGAACACGUGGGCAAGGCCACCAUCAUAGAGAUUACUGCCUAUAACAGACGCACUUUCGAAACGGCCCGGCACAACUUGGUCAUAAACAUCAUGUCCACGGAAGACUACCCACUGCCAUACCAGGCAGAGUUCUUCAUAAAGAACAUGAAUGUGGAGGAGAUGUUGGCCAGCGAGGUUCUGGGAGACUUCCUUGGCGCAGUGAAGAACGUGUGGCAGCCCGAACGCCUCAACGCCAUCAACAUCACCUCAGCGCUGGACAGGGGCGGACGUGUUCCCCUGCCCAUAAACAACCUCAAAGAGGGUGUGUAUGUGAUGGUGGGGGCAGACGUGCAGUUCUCUUCCUGCUUGAGGGAGGUGGAGAACCCCCACAACCAGCUGCGCUGCAGCCAGGAGAUGGAGCCGGUCAUCAGCUGUGACAAGAAGUUCAGGGCCCAGUUCGACAUUGACUGGUGCAAGAUCAACCUGGUGGACAUCACCAAGGUGGUCACGAUCCACAGUAACCGUCCGGACCCAGGUACAGGGGUUCUGCCUGACAUCGGGGAGUACAACCCCCCAUCAGAGUCUCUGAAGAGCAGGGACUUCUUUGCCGACUUCCUCAUCACGUUGGCGGUGCCCUCGGCCGUGGCCAUGGUCCUCUUCACCAUCCUGGGAUACUCCAUGUGCUGCCGGCGAGAAGGGGUGGAUAAAAGAAACAUGCAAACACCAGAUAUCCAGUUAGUACAUCACAGCUCCAUCCAGAAGUCGACCAAGGAGCUGCGGAGCAUGUCUAAGAACAGGGAGAUCUCCUGGCCCCUCUCCACCCUGCCUGUCUUCAGCCAAAGUGGGGAGGUGGUGCCCCCCAUACACCCAGACAACUACGAGACAACCAGCAUGCCGCUGAUGCAGACACAGACAAACCUGCAGAACCAGAUUCAGAUACCACAGCAACAGCCAUCAGGAGAUAGAGAUAAUUAUUGUAUGUCAACAUUUCGAAGACUGGAGGUAAAUGGUAUUCCUGAGGAGAGGAAAGUGGCUGAAGCACUGAACUUGUGACAAGAGAGAAGCCCAAGAGACAGUGGUGGAGCUGCUUUCUGUCUGUCCGUGUCCCUUUAAGCCAAGUGUUUUUCUAUGUCUACAUCCUAAAUAGAGUACCACAGUAUGAGUCAUAAUAGACAUCAAACCUAGCGGUCAAAUAGGGAAAAGGUUCCAAUGGUUUUUCCACCAUUCAUUUUCCCAUAGGGGAUUUUAAAAACACUUAUAAUAAGGGCUGUGUUUCAUGUAGGCUUACCCUGGUGUGACGUGUUGAUAACCGUGUAAAUGGAUUUAUCCCCCCCAAAAUGAAAUGCUAAUUAGCUGCUAAUGUGGGUGUCAUAAAGAACUAUAAAUGUCAUGAUGAUCAGGAAGAGAAUGCCGAAUUGAGGCAAAGGUAAGAAUCUCUGGAUUAACAAUCUAAUGUUAGCUAAAUGUAGUAAUGAAUAAAUUGGCAAAAUGUCUUUAAAUGGACAAUUCUGUGAACUGUCUUGUGGAAGUUUUACAUUAAAACAAUACCUGUUAGCAAAGGUGUCGGCGAGAGAAGACAUGCAGGAGCCUGCAGGGAUUUGUAGUUUUGCAUUAUGUCUACUUUGACCCAAAUUAGCAUUUUCAAAUCUGAGAGUAGAGCCAAAUAUAUUGAUAAAAGUCACCUUGUCAUAGAGAGAUUUAAAUGGUUAUCAAAACGUCACACCAGGGAAAGCCUACAUGAAACAGU